AGAUGGACGUAACCGAUGCUGUAUCUGAUGGUGAACUCCACGUUCGGAUUCGUUUUAGGCUGAGCUGAAUAUGUAGGCCUGGGUAAUAAAAGCCAGCCUUGUUUACGCUUUUCUAAGGAGGCGUGCGUUUGUACAUUUCUCCUUUCAAAAAUAUUGAAGGUGUCCAGGCCUAUGCUUUGCGUUUUAUUUAUUUAUUUAUUUGUUUUUUUCCCAUGGCUAACUUGUUUUAGAAAAUAGUCAAGGUAUUGUCCUUGGGUAUUUUAAAAUCUAAAUAUACCCGAUAUAACUCAUAGAUCUAGGUAUACCGUCUCGCGUUUUGCACUUGCAUGUGUUUUGUUUUAUGUAUUUGUUGUUUGAUUCCAAUUCAAAUACACGGAUUUCUGAAGCGUCACGGUGCGAUAAAGACCACUGAAUGAAAUACUAUACAUUCUUUUAACAACAUAUUUAAAACGCACGUCUUAAAGGUGCACUGAGUGCUUUCUUCGCGGGUAGAGUGAAUGGUAGGUGUUGACUCGAGACUCGUAUGAUGUGAUUCUAAGGGAUGGGUGUUGUGUGCGUGAAGGCCUUGGAAUAAGCCUGCGUUUGCUUGACAGGUAAAUGAACAAAGAAACUCUUGCCAACCCUGUAAUGACACGAUAUCGAGAUUAAUGUCCUAAUGCAACCUAUUAGGUAACAAACUAAUAUAUAAGCAAAUGUUACUCCGGGACAUUGUGCAGCGGUGGCGCUUUUGCUCUGCUUUAGUGUGCAUGCGCGUCACCUUUUUUAAUCCUCAACAGAGCCUUUGCAAUAAAAAUAGUCUGGGCGCAAUCACAUAGACUAUUCACGCCCAAAAUUAUAAUCUGGACGCCUCUGAAAGUAGGGACUUUGUGUCGGCCUGACCAGCAAUGCGACGAGAUGAAACGCUGUCUUCACUUCUGCUGGACAGUCCAUGAGGAAUUUUAAAAAGUGUGGUCCAAUAAUACUUGAAAGGUGAAGAGACCAAAAAGUCGCACAGGACAUUUUGGAUCUUUGAUGCUUCCCAAGCUUCUCAGAGGCACCUCUAGAACCCUUCAUUUUACAGUGCUGUAAAAGUGGCUAUAAAGCUAUGCAUUUUGCAUAAUUGUUAGGGACAGCUUUCAACAACUGACUUGUCACACAAGGGUUGUUGUGGUUGGAUUUGCAUAGGCACCUCUAGGCUUAUAGGCGGCGGUUUUGAGAAGAUUUUGAGAUUUUACUUAAAAAACCCUCUGAUGCACCACUUUCCCCAACAGUUUCUUUUUACUUAGCCUAAAACAAAAUAUAUGACACAGUGGAGUUGCCUGGUCGGACUGGGAGGAGUCUGUAGUCGCCUGGUGUUUUAAUUGGCUGCAGGCUACAGUGAGAAGCGUGAGUAUCAGUAAUUAUUCAGCAAUGUUUUGCACAAGAAAUGUCAGCCAGAAAGGGCUAUCUUCAUCCUCCGUCAAAUUAUACCACGACGAUGUCAUGCCCCAACAACCAAGCUGGAAAUCCAUUUUUCGUGGACUCUUUGAUCAACGUGAGAACCGACAGUGGUCCAUAUUACCAAAGUAACAGCGUGUAUUUGCCGCCAGCGUCGGAAUAUUCAUAUGGACUCUCCGGUGGCUUCCCGGGAAUCGGUAAGCGCAACGAGCCAACGACACAAAGCGUGAUCCCCUCCUCUGCUCCGUAUGUUCAAGGGAUGGAAACGUGGCUGGAAACAUCGAGGUCUUGUCGGGUGGAUCAGCCCAACGGCCAGCAUAUGGCUCCGUGCUCGUUCUCGCCGACCAUAAAGGAGGAAAGCGCAUAUUGCCUAUACGAGUCUGAAAAAUGUCCUAAAGGAGGUACAGUAGAUGACAUAUCCUACUCGACGGCAUCAUGCCCCGUUACCGGUAGCACGGUGCCAGUCCCCGGCUACUUCCGCCUAUCUCAGACAUACGCGACCAGCAGGCUUUAUCAUGAUGUCCAGCCAAACAUGAAUCACUUCACUCUGCAUCGACCUGCCCGCUUGGAUAGCCAGCGCUCCCAGCCGUCGGCUGCUUCUGCAGAGCCGGAGAGCGUGGAGAACCACGAGGAGGCGCCUGUCCCUCCGCCCUGCGCCCCGGCCAGAGAGGAGGACAGUCGCCUGUCUUCGGAAAGCUCAUCCUCCCCAGAACCCGCUGAGACAUGCAGCGCGGACUGUCCAGAAAAGCCAGUAAAAGGUGACGGGAAAAUGGAAAGUACGGCUAACUGGCUCACAGCUAAGAGUGGUCGGAAGAAGCGCUGCCCCUACACCAAGCACCAGACUCUGGAGCUGGAGAAGGAGUUUCUCUUCAACAUGUACUUGACUAGAGAGCGUCGCCUGGAGAUCAGCCGCAGUGUGCACCUCACUGACAGGCAAGUCAAAAUCUGGUUCCAAAACAGGAGAAUGAAACUGAAAAAAAUGAGCCGGGAGAAUAGGAUCCGAGAGCUCUCCAGCAACUUCAGUUUCUCAUGAGACUGUCUGGGUCUUUGGCGCCCUCCUCCAUCCAUGGCAAGGACGCCUGUGCAGAGCCCCCCACCCAACUGUGAGAAUGUCCAUGGAGAACCUACUGCUAACUUAUUGAUUGUUGUCAUUUCGAAAUUUUUUGCUUUCACGUCUGGUUUAUUUUGUCGUGGAUUUGUAUUUAUAAAUAGUUACAUUUGUAACGUUGAACCAUUUAAAAUGUCCCUAAUAUGACCACAAUGUUUCAGAGCUUCAGGCUUGUACAUAUUGUAUAUUCAACCUGAGUGAACCGUUGGAAUUUGCAUGCUGGACUAACCCUUGGGAUACUUGUGUUACAGUUCCAUGUAGGCCUUUAUGUGACAGCUAAAGAACCCAAGAGGUUUGUUGAAUAUUUGCACACUUUGUUGGUCACAUAAUAAAAACCGUGCCUGCAACUGCA
This is a messenger RNA of Mugil cephalus (flathead mullet), 2876 nucleotides long. It is a transcript of the gene hoxa10b, whose product is annotated as homeobox A10b. The record is from RefSeq and is a predicted model, not a curated record. Gene Ontology annotation, biological process: regulation of transcription by RNA polymerase II. The coding region runs from base 1406 to 2449 and encodes 347 amino acids. The transcript is spliced from 2 exons. Gene Ontology annotation, molecular function: DNA-binding transcription factor activity, RNA polymerase II-specific; RNA polymerase II cis-regulatory region sequence-specific DNA binding. Lineage: Eukaryota; Metazoa; Chordata; Actinopteri; Mugiliformes; Mugilidae. Gene Ontology annotation, cellular component: nucleus.